UGGUUUGACUCAAGGUUUAUUAACUGUUGGUAAUUCACUUAGACAUAAGUGACGUUAUUCUGAUUGAACCUCCUCCACGCGCAGCUUGGUGUGGGCUGGAACUUUCCACAAGCCGGAAGAACACAAUCAACGAGGAGGGGAUGGAGGUUGACUGUCCACCUGAAGACUCUAUCGUUUCUUUUGAUGAAGACUGUGUGGAGCUUGGGGGCGUCAAAGACAUGAGAUUAGAGGCAGAAGCAGUAGUUAAUGAUGUGCUUUUUGCCGUCGCAGAAAUGCACGUGUCCCAAAGUCUCAACAAUGCAUCAGAUGUGGCCUACAUAAAUGUGGAAACGAGAGAGGGAAAUCGGUAUUGUCUGGAGCUCACAGAAGCAGGGCUGAGGGUGGUGGGCUAUGCCUUUGACCAAGUGGAUGAAGAUUUGAGCACCCAGUAUCAUGAGACUGUUUACUCGCUUCUGGACACGCUGAGUCCACGUUACAGAGAAGCCUUUGGGAAUGCUUUGCUCCAGCGGCUGGAGAGGCUCAAGCAAAAUGGACAAUGAAAAGGACCAAGAGGGUUUACUGAUGUUGUGUUCAGAGAUGAGCCAGUAAUAACCAAGUCUACUGAAAUACUAUAUCCUGUCAUGUGAAAUCCACCUGCAUAGCUACCACUACAAUAAGGGGUACCCUGCAAUAUCAACUUUGUGUUCAGAGUGUCAUGCCAUUGAGUGACUUCAUGUCAGCUGCUUGGGACUGGCUGCAUGGAAUCUGUUGCAACAUUGUCUUGUUGACUUCAACUGUGGAAAUAUCUUCCAGCUUUCACAUGUUACACAUGUGCAACUGUGCAUAUUGUUUAUAGAGGUUUUUGCACCUUUUGUACUCGUCAAAAUGAUCUGAGAAAGAAACAGCAAGUUGUAUGGAUAUUGAUCCAGUUUUAUCCCUUGCUCUGCUUGCACUAAAGCUGUGACCUGAGGACUGAUAUCUGCUUAAAUAUGCCAACUAUUCCGCCCUCAUGCAGGUGUCUCAGUUUAAGAGCCAAAGCUAUAUUCUUUCUGCAUAACUCAAAUAUAGAUACUGCCUUAAUGACUAACUUUUGGUUGGGAAAAGUACAAAGUCUUUUGAGCCUCGUGAUGUUCGGAUGAUUUUAUAUUGAUGAAGGUAUUUUGUGGGGCUGUGACUUAACACAGAAAGCUAGGUCAGAAACAGAACUCAUCAGAAACGUGCUAAUAUAAUUAAAUGGAGCUGCUCUAUAGAACGUGGUUUAUCAAUACCACUUAUCAAAUUGUGUUUGUUACUUUUUUCUCCAUGAUGCACAACAUUCCAUCUCAACAUUGCUUUUCAAUUUUUGCAGAAAAGGUAAAGCUACUCUUGAUGUGGUCUUGUUUUAAAGCUUUAAGUUUCUUUGCAUGGCAUUUGUUCUAAAUGAAAACUGACUUUUGCUUUAAGAUGUUGGUUUAUUAUACUUGACUUGGUUUAUAUUUCUACUUUUCUUUGCAUUCAUUCCUUAUUGCUGACCUUUGUUCAGUCCAAUAAAUUCAGUCAUUUCUAAAGUGCA
Molecule: messenger RNA, 1531 nt
Organism: Sphaeramia orbicularis (orbiculate cardinalfish)
Lineage: Eukaryota; Metazoa; Chordata; Actinopteri; Kurtiformes; Apogonidae
Gene: gskip
Product: gsk3b interacting protein
Exons: 4
Coding region: 141-539 (132 amino acids)
Biological process (GO): regulation of canonical Wnt signaling pathway
Cellular component (GO): cytoplasm
Molecular function (GO): protein kinase A binding; kinase regulator activity
Source: RefSeq, a predicted model, not a curated record